AUGUUAGAAUUAUCUCCUAAUACUUUGUUUUCUACAUUUGGAUGGCCCUUAGAGGAACCCAUAAGCCAUGUACAAAACUACAUCUUUAGAGAUAGCGAAACUCCAGAGUCAUUUGCUCAUGACAUCGUUCCAUCUCAGCCAGAUAUAAGAGCGCUUGAUCGCUCCACAUCAUUGAGAGCCUAUAGUGGAAGUGGUGACGUUAACAUGGCUAAGAAACUUAACCACAACGCUAGCGAACGUGAUCGUCGCAAGAAAAUCAAUACUGCUGAUCAAAUGGUUAUGGAAGGAACUUACGCAUUAGAGAGUGAGGGCUUGAAUGAGAAGCUUGUGUCCUUGUGUGGGAAGACGGAAUCAUUGUGGUAUAAGUUUGGAUUGAAACCGGGUUACGCCUAA
Messenger RNA from Dovyalis caffra, 393 nucleotides. The record is from the annotation of a GenBank genome assembly. Lineage: Eukaryota; Viridiplantae; Streptophyta; Magnoliopsida; Malpighiales; Salicaceae.